ACAGAAUCAGGGCUUUCUAUGGUUGACUGGCACCUGGUGAAAGAGAUGAAACCCCCGAGAACACAGCAGGAGUGGGAAGCUGAGUUCCAGAAGUACCAGCAGUUCCCGGAGUUUAAAAUCCUGAAUCAUGAGAUGACGCUGACAGAGUUCAAGUUCAUUUGGUACAUGGAGUAUUCGCACCGUAUGUGGGGCCGCGUUGUGGGUUUGGCCUACAUACUGCCUGCCGCCUACUUCUGGCGAAAGGGCUGGCUCAGCCGCCCCAUGAAGGGCUGCGUUCUUGCGCUCUGCGGGCUGGUCUGCUUCCAGGGACUUCUGGGAUGGUACAUGGUGAAGAGCGGACUGGAAGAGAAGCCAGACUCGUACGACAUUCCUCGGGUCAGUCAGUACCGUCUCGCAGCACAUCUUGGCUCUGCACUGGUUCUGUACUCUGCUAGCCUGUGGACGGGGUUGUCUUUGCUGCUCCCACGACACAAGUUACCCGAGACCCAUCAGCUUCUUCGCCUGAGGCAAUUUGCUCAUGGCACUACAGCUCUCAUUUUCCUUACUGCUCUUUCAGGUGCCUUUGUGGCAGGGCUGGAUGCCGGCCUUGUGUACAAUUCCUUCCCCAAAAUGGGGGAGCGCUGGAUCCCGGAUGAUCUCCUUGCCUUCUCCCCCAUGCUGAGAAAUAUCUUUGAGAAUCCUACAACUGUACAGUUUGAUCACAGGAUCUUGGGGAUCACCUCAGUCACAGCUGUCACAGCUCUGUACCUCUUCUCGCGGAAGAUCCCACUCCCUCGCAGGACCAGGAUGGCAGUGACUUCCUUAUUGGCUGUGGCUUGCAUGCAGGUGGGCCUGGGCGUCAGCACCCUGCUGCUGUACGUCCCCACGCCUCUGGCCGCCACACACCAGUCGGGCUCCCUGGUGCUGCUCAGCAUGGCACUCUGGCUCAUGAGCGAGCUCCGGCGGGUCCCCAAGUAACCCGCCGGAGGGAGAGCCCUCCCGGGGGAGCUGGGCCCGGCGGCGGCCGAGACCCCGCACCCACCCCGGGUGCACGGCAGGGAUGUGCACCCAGCCGGGCUGCGCGCAGGGAGGAGGCGGCGGGUGCGAGUGCGAACUUUGUAACAUAAAGGAGUU
Messenger RNA from Nipponia nippon (crested ibis), 1113 nucleotides. Lineage: Eukaryota; Metazoa; Chordata; Aves; Pelecaniformes; Threskiornithidae. The record is from RefSeq and is a predicted model, not a curated record.